CAUUGCCAUAUGUGAACCUCUUUUAUCAUGUAACAGAAAUAUACAAUUUCUGUCAUUUAAACAUACAUAAAAAUUUUUUUACAAGGGAUACAGAAAUGCCAAAUGAGGCUCUUGAUGAAAUCUCGGUUUUAUCAGCCAUCUACUGCGAACAGGAUGAAUUCCAGCUUCUCGAAGAGUCUGUUGAGACUGGACUUGUGUACCGCAUAAAUACAAUGACAGAGAGAAACAACGAGAAAACUCCACUGAGUCUUAUUUUCCACAUCCCUCCCGGCUACCCCAACAAUCCUCCAGAUAUCAGUAUCAGCUCCAGCCAUCUCUCGAGGAAACAGUGCCAUGACCUGAGAAACAGUUUACUGGACACAGCCCGGUCACUUCCAGCAGAGCCUAUGAUCCAUGACUUAAUACUGUGGCUUCAGGAAAACUUCUCUGACUUAAUCAACACAGCAAGCUGUCAUUCAGCUGAGAUCAGACCAUACAUUAAAGAUGAAUCUUGGAUGGCUUUACGUCAUAUAGAUCACAUGAGAUCCAAAGCAAAAUACAUUAAACUGAUUGAAAAAUGGACCUCAGAUUUGUGUCUCACUGGUAGACUCUUUAUGGGCAAGCUGAUAUUGAUUCUGCUGCAAGGGACAAAGGAAAACAUUAAAGAAUACAUCCACCUUCAGAAGACUGUGAAAGUUGAUGUUGAUUCAUCUGGGAAACGCUGUAAAGAGAAAAUGAUGAACGUCCUUUGUGAGAUUCCACCAUUAGAGGAGAACAUAUUGAUGUCAACAUUUGAAGUGAAAGACAUUUUAUCACUCGAUGAACUCAAAAGGGAAUUUGAUCUUGUCGGUUUAACUGAGCUUUACAACCAGUAUGUGUCCUCACUUAUCUAACAGGGAACAGCAGGCGUACAACGCAAACUACACUGUGUGUGUGUUGCUUGACUAAACAUCUGUCUACAGCUUUGAUGGAAUUCCAUAUUUAUUUUCUUCAGAUGCUUGUAAGGUAUACAUUUUGAUGUACAGUCAAUUAAACUAUGAUACUGUAUUGCUUAAUAUAAGGUCUAACAUACACAGCAUGUCCGUUUGAAGAGAAUGGGAAAUAUUCACAUGUUGUAUGAAACUUUGGAAAAAAAUUCAAAUUUAUAGUGAGAGAAACUAUUUUGUGUUAAUCUCUCUAAAGCGAAUGUUUAAUAGGACAUUUUUAUUAUUACUUUGUAUACAGGUUGCCCUCCAGAUUCUUACUUUGUUUUUAGUUCACAGUGAUAUGUAUAUAUUAAUAUUAAAUGGGUUCAAAUGCAGUUGUAAAAAAAUGAAUAUAUACCACCAAAGUGGAUUCAAACUGUAUUUAAAGAACCCUAGUUAGGAACGGUAAAUAGAAGAAAUUGUACUAUAGGCAUCACCAUUUGCAAUGGCAGAGUUUAAGCUCUAUGGGGCAAACACAAGCUAUAGUUAAAGCAUCAGUUCAUUUAAAGGGAUAGUUCACCCAAAAAUAAAAGUUCUGUCAUGAAUUACUCAACAUCAAGUUAUUCCAAAUCUGUAUAAUUUUUUUGUGUGUUCAUAACAAAGAAAGAUAUUUGGAAGAAUGUUAGCUACUGAGAUUUCUGGGGCACCAUUGACUACCAUUAAAAGGGUUGUCAAAGUAGCCCCAGAACUGAUUGUUUUCCUAAAUUCUUCAAAAUAUAUAACAAAAAUAUACAAGUAUUCUUUCUACUAUGGUAGUCAAUGUGCCCCAGAAAUAUCAGUUGCUAACAUUCUUCCAAAUAUCUUUCUUUGUGUUCAACCAAACAAAGAAAUUCAUACAGGUUUGGAAUGACUUGAGGGUGAGUUUUUGGGUGAACUAUCCCUGGCAAAAUCAUCGAUCUUAUCUCCUCCUUAAUAUAAGAACAAGCACUAAGUACAAAGUUUUCCUCAUUACUUAAUGUUUAGAAUAGCACUGAAUAUAUAGUGUCUUUCUUUCAUACAAU
Molecule: messenger RNA, 1945 nt
Organism: Triplophysa rosa
Lineage: Eukaryota; Metazoa; Chordata; Actinopteri; Cypriniformes; Nemacheilidae
Gene: rwdd3
Product: RWD domain containing 3
Exons: 4
Coding region: 96-872 (258 amino acids)
Biological process (GO): positive regulation of protein sumoylation; positive regulation of hypoxia-inducible factor-1alpha signaling pathway
Molecular function (GO): protein binding
Source: RefSeq, a predicted model, not a curated record